CAGCAUACCUCAAACAGCCUCAGACGUGUUCAUCUCAACAGCCUCUAUGGAUAGGAAGACAAGUAACACAGGACAAACAUCACCCAUGGUUGCACAAGGUUCCACAUCUGUCGCUACAGGAUUCUCAACCACAACUCCAACACAUGUCCUGUCAACGAACACAACACCCAUCACCUCUACUCAGGAGUCGUCAACACUUUCUCUGACACAACCCACUGAAAGCCUGGAGACCAGCAGCAAACCUCAAACCAAUACCCUCACAAACAUGACCACAUCUACUGUUGUGUCCUUCCCAAGUGGACCCACUCCGACAUGGAUUGUUUCCCAGAAAACAACCUCUCUUGAUAAAACAACCACCCUACAUGCUCGGAGCAUGAACAACUCAACGCCAAGUACACCAGACAUGUUCACCACAACACCCUCCACAGAAGCCUCCUCAGUAGACACAGGACACACAACUGCAAUUGUUACUCAAGGCUCUACACCUGUCACCACACAGGGCUCCACAACACCUUUAUCACAGGAACAAACAACAUCCAUCACACCUACUCAGGAGUCAGCAACACUUUCUCAGAACCACCACACUGAAAGCCUGGAGACCAGCAGCAAACCUCAAACCACCACCCUCACAGAAAUGACCACAUCAGCGCCUUCAUCCUCUUCAAGUGGCUCAGCUCCCACACCAACAAAGUCCCAAGUGACAUCAUCUCCACAUGAAACAACCAACCCAUCUGAUUCCAGUGUCAACAAUAUGUCCUCAACCACACUGAAGGUACUCAGCACAGCACCCUCUGCAGACUCUGCUCCAGGAAACACAACUCCUGGGAUUACUCCAAGCUCCACAACAACUGCCACAAAAGUCUCCACAGCAUCCUCACCACAGACACUCUCAACAGUGUCAACACCCAUCACAUCUACUCAGGAGUCAUCAACACUUUCUCAGAAACAACACACUGAGAGUAUGGAGACCAGCAGCAAACCUCAAACCACCACCCUCAUAGAAGCAACCACAUCUACUGUUUUGUCCUCCCUAAGUGGAUCCACUCUGACAUGGACUGUUUCCCAGAGAACACCCUCACCUGAUGAAACAACCACCCCACCUGCUCCCAGCAUGAGCAGCUCAGUGUCAGGUACACCAGACAUGUUCACCACAACACCCUCCACAGAAGCCACCUCAGUUGACACAGGAAACACAACUGCAGUAGUUACUCAAGGUUCUACACCUGUCACCACACAGGGCUCCACAACACCUUUAUCACAGGAUCUGUCAGCAGUAUCAACACUCAUCACCUCUAGUAAGAAACUGUCAACACUUUCUCAGACACAACAAACUGAAAGCCUGGAGACCAGCAGCAAACCUCAAACCACCACCCUCACAGAGGUGCCCACAGCAGCUCCUUCGUCCUCUUCAAGUGGCUCAGCUCCCACACCAACAAAGUCCCAAGGGACAUCAUCUCCACAUGAAACAACCAACCCAUCUGAUUUCAGUGUCAGUAAUGUGUCCUCAACCACACCAGAGGUGCUCAGCCCAGCACCCUCUACGGAUUCUGCUCCAGGAAGCACAACUCCUGGGAUUACUCCAAGCUCCACAACAACCGCCACAAAAGUCUCCACAGCAUCCUCACCACAGACACUCUCAUCAGUGUCAACACCCAUCACAUCUACUCAGGAGUCAUCAACACUUUCUCAGAAACAACACAUUGAGAGUAUGGAGACCAGCAGCAAACCUCAAACCACCACCCUCACAGAAAUGACCACAUCAGCACCUUCAUCCUCUUCAAGUGGCUCAGCUCCCACACCAUCAGAGUCUCAAGUGACAUCAUCUCCACAUGAAACAACCAACCCAUCUGAUUCGAGUGUCAACAAUAUGUCCUCAACCACACUGGAGGUACUCAGCACAGCACCCUCUGCAGACUCUGCUCCAGGAAACACAACUCCUGGGAUUACUCCAAGCUCCACAACAACUGCCACAAAAGUCUCCACAGCAUCCUCACCACAGACACUCUCAACAGUGUCAACACCCAUCACAUCUACUCAGGAGUCAUCAACACUUUCUCAGAAACAACACACUGAGAGUAUGGAGACCAGCAGCAAACCUCAAACCACCACCCUCACAGAGGUGCCCACAGCAGUGCCUUCAUCCUCUUCAAGUGGCUCAGCUCCCACACCAACAAAGUCUCAAGUGACAUCAUCUCCACAUGAAACAACCAACCCAUCUGAUUCGAGUGUCAGCAAUGUGUCCUCAACUACACUAGAGGUGCUCAGCCCACCACCCUCUACGGAUUCUGCUCCAGGAAGCACAAUUCCUGGGAUUACUCCAAGCUCCACAACAACCGCCACAAAAGUCUCCACAGCAUCCUCACCACAGACACUCUCAACAGUGUCAACACCCAUCACAUCUACUCAGGAGUCAUCAACACUUUCUCAGAAACAACACACUGAAAGCCUGGAAACCAGCAGCAAACCUCAAACCACCACCCUCAUAGAAGCAACCACAUCUACUGUUUUGUCCUCCCUAAGUGGAUCCACUCUGACAUGGACUGUUUCCCAGAGAACACCCUCACCUGAUGAAACAACCACCCCACCUGCUCCCAGCAUGAGCAGCUCAGUGUCAGGUACACCAGACAUGUUCACCACAACACCCUCCACAGAAGCCACCUCAGUUGACACAGGACACACAACUGCAGUAGUUACUCAAGGUUCUACACCUGUCACCACACAGGGCUCCACAAUACCUUUAUCACAGGAUCUGUCAGCAGUAUCAACACUCAUCACCUCUAGUAAGAAACUGUCAACACUUUCUCAGACACAACAAACUGAAAGCCUGGAGACCAGCAGCAAACCUCAAACCACCACCCUCACAGAGGUGCCCACAGCAGCUCCUUCGUCCUCUUCAAGUGGCUCAGCUCCCACACCAACAAAGUCCCAAGGGACAUCAUCUCCACAUGAAACAACCAACCCAUCUGAUUCCAGUGUCAGUAAUGUGUCCUCAACCACACCAGAGGUGCUCAGCCCAGCACCCUCUACGGAUUCUGCUCCAAGAAGCACAACUCCUGGGAUUACUCCAAGCUCCACAACAACCGCCACAAAAGUCUCCACAGCAUCCUCACCACAGACACUCUCAUCAGUGUCAACACCCAUCACAUCUACUCAGGAGUCAUCAACACUUUCUCAGAAACAACACAUUGAGAGUAUGGAGACCAGCAGCAAACCUCAAACCACCACCCUCACAGAAAUGACCACAUCAGCACCUUCACUCUCAACAGUGUCAACAUCCAUCACAUCUACUCAGGAGUCAUCAACACUUUCUCAGAAACAACACACUGAAAGCCUGGAAACCAGCAGCAAACCUCAAACCACCACCCUCAUAGAAGCAACCACAUCUACUGUUUUGUCCUCCCUAAGUGGAUCCACUCUGACAUGGACUGUUUCCCAGAGAACACCCUCACCUGAUGAAACAACCACCCCACCUGCUCCCAGCAUGAGCAGCUCAGUGUCAGGUACACCAGACAUGUUCACCACAACACCCUCCACAGAAGCCACCUCAGUUGACACAGGACACACAACUGCAAUAGUUACUAAAGGUGCUACACUUGCCACAGCACAGGUCUCCACAACACCUUCACCACUGGAACUGUCAACAGUGUCAACACCUAUUACCUCUACUGAGGAAUUGUCAACACUUCCUCAUAACCAACACACUGAAAGCACGGAGACCAGCAGCAAACCUCAAACCACCACCCUCACAGAGGUGCCCACAUCAACUCCUUCGUCCUCUUCAAGUAGACUCACUCCGACAUGGACUGUUUCCCAGAGAACACCCACUCUUGAUGAAACAACCACCCCAUAUUCUCCCAGUGUGAGCAACUCAAUGCCGAAUACACCUUCCACAGCAGCCACCUCAGUACACACAGGGCACACAACUGGAAUAGUUGUUCAAGGUUCUACACCUGCCCCCACACAGGAAUCAAUGACACCUUCAUCACAGGAACUGUCAACAGUGACAACACCCAUCACAUCUACUCAAGAACUCUCAGUCUCAGUGUCAGGUACACCAGACAUGUUCACCACAACACCCUCCACAGAAGCCUCCUCAGUAGACACAGGACACACAACUGCAGUAGUUACUCAAGGUUCUACACCUGCCACCACACAGGGCUCCACAACACCUUUAUCACAGGAACAAACAACAUCCAUCACACCUACUCAGGAGUCAGCAACACUUUCUCAGAACCACCACACUGAAAGCCUGGAGACCAGCAGCAAACCUCAAACCACCACCCUCACAGAGGUGCCCACAGCAGUGCCUUCAUCCUCUUCAAGUGGCUCAGCUCCCACACCAACAAAGUCUCAAGUGACAUCAUCUCCACAUGAAACAACCAACCCAUCUGAUUCGAGUGUCAGCAAUGUGUCCUCAACUACACUAGAGGUGCUCAGCCCACCACCCUCUACGGAUUCUGCUCCAGGAAGCACAAUUCCUGGGAUUACUCCAAGCUCCACAACAACCGCCACAAAAGUCUCCACAGCAUCCUCACCACAGACACUCUCAACAGUGUCAACACCCAUCACAUCUACUCAGGAGUCAUCAACACUUUCGCAGAAACAACACACUGAAAGCCUGGAAACCAGCAGCAAACCUCAAACCACCACCCUCAUAGAAGCAACCACAUCUACUGUUUUGUCCUCCCUAAGUGGAUCCACUCUGACAUGGACUGUUUCCCAGAGAACACCCUCACCUGAUGAAACAACCACCCCACCUGCUCCCAGCAUGAGCAGCUCAGUGUCAGGUACACCAGACAUGUUCACCACAACACCCUCCACAGAAGCCACCUCAGUUGACACAGGACACACAACUGCAGUAGUUACUCAAGGUUCUACACCUGUCACCACACAGGGCUCCACAACACCUUUAUCACAGGAUCUGUCAGCAGUAUCAACACUCAUCACCUCUAGUAAGAAACUGUCAACACUUUCUCAGACACAACAAACUGAAAGCCUGGAGACCAGCAGCAAACCUCAAACCACCACCCUCACAGAGGUGCCCACAGCAGCUCCUUCGUCCUCUUCAAGUGGCUCAGCUCCCACACCAACAAAGUCCCAAGUGACAUCAUCUCCACAUGAAACAACCAACCCAUCUGAUUCCAGUGUCAGUAAUGUGUCCUCAACCACACCAGAGGUGCUCAGCCCAGCACCCUCUACAGACUCUGCUCCAGGAAACACAACUCCUGGGAUUACUCCAAGCUCCACAACAACCGCCACAAAAGUCUCCACAGCAUCCUCACCACAGACACUCUCAACAGUGUCAACACCCAUCACAUCUACUCAGGAGUCAUCAACACUUUCUCAGAAACAACACACUGAGAGUAUGGAGACCAGCAGCAAACCUCAAACCACCACCUUCACAGAGGUGACCACAUCUACUGUUUUGUCCUCCCCAAGUGAACCCACUCUGACAUGGACUGUUUCCCAGAGAACACACUCUCCUGAUGAAACAACUACCCCACUUGCUCCCAGCAGCUCAAUGCCAAGUACACCCUCCACAGAAGCUACUUCAGUAGACACAGGACACACAACUGCAGUAGUUACAACAGGUUCUACACCUGCCACCACACAGGGCUCCACAACACCUUCAUCACAGGAUCUGUCAGCAUUGUCAACACUCAUCACAUCUACUCAGGAACUGUCAACACUUUCUCAUAACCAACACACUGAAAGCCUGGAGACCAGCGGCAAACCUCAAACCACCACCCUCACAGAGACAACCACAUCUACUGUUUUGUCCUCCCCAAGUGGAUCCACUCUGACAUGGACUGUUUCUCAGAGAACACCCUCACCUGAGGAAACAAGCACCCUACAUGCUCCCCGUGUGAGCAGCUCAGCGCCAAGUACAGCAGACAUGUUCACCACAACACUCUUCACAGAAGCCUCCUCAGUAGACAGAGAACACACAACUGCAGUAGUUACUCAUGGUCCUUUACCUUCCACCACCGAAUUCUCAAAGACACCUUCAGCACAGACACUCUCUACAGUGUCAACACCCAUCACAUCUACUCAGGAACUGUCAACACUUUCUCAGAAACAACACACUGAAAGCCUGGAGACCAGCAGCAAACCUCAAACCAUCACCCUCACAGAGGUGACCACAUCUACUGUUUUGUCCUCCACAAGUGGACCCACUCUGACAUGGAGUGUUUCUCAGAGAACACCCUCACCUGAUGAAACAACCACCCCACCUGCUCCCAGCAUCAGCAGCUCAAUGCCAAGUACACCCUCCACAGAAGCUACUUCAGUAGACACAGGACACACAACUGCAGUAGUUACAACAGGUUCUACACCUGCCACCACACAGGGCUCCACAACACCUUCAUCACAGGAUCUGUCAGCGUUGUCAACACCCAUCACAUCUACUCAGGAACUGUCAACACUUUCUCAGAAACAAUCUACUGAAAGCCUAGAGACCAGCAGCAAACCUCAAACCAUCACUCUCCCAGAGGUGCCCACAUCAACUGUUUCAUUCUCCCCAAAUGGACCCACUCUGACAUGGAGUGUUUCUCAGAGAACACACUCUCCUGGGGAAACAACCACCCCACAUGCUGCCAGCAUUAGCAGCUCACCUUCAAAUACACCCACCACAGAAGCUACCUCAGUAGUCACAGGGCACACACCUGCACAUGUGACUGGAAGUCUCAGAGUUCUCACCACAAGAGUCUCAAGCACAACUCUAGCUAGACAAUCAACAGUAGUCAUGCAUAGCACUUCUCCUCAGCAGUCGUCUACAUAUUCUCAGAGUCACUGGACAGAAAGCGUGGGGACCUCCAGCGUAUCUCAAACCAGCGUCCUCACAGCGGUGACCACAAAAAGCCAUUCAUCCCCUUUACCUGGACCAAACGUGACAGAGGCCUUUUCUCGUGGGACAUCCUCCGCAGGAAUGACCACAAAGACAGACAAUGACACAAGCACGCCACCCUCCGCGACCUCUGUGACCUUUACUACUCCCAGCACAUCCACAGCCUCCAGCUCAACUGUGGCCCCACUCCCUACCAUACCAGGGCAAGGCAUCUCCCUCUUCCCCUUCGGGGUUCAAGUUGGUGACAGGCAGCUGUUUGCCAGGACUGUGGAUUUUACCUCACCGAUCUUCCAGCUCCUGAUUGGAUUCCCCCUCGGCUCGUCCCUACGUGAUUCCUUCUACAUCACAGAUAACGGCCAGAUCAUUUUCCCGGAGUCAGACAACGACAUCUUCUCCUACCCCAACCCACCUCAAAGAGGCUUCACAAGAAGCGACCGUGUGGCCAUGGUGGCCCCAUUCUGGGAUGACGCUGACUUCUCUAGCUCCAAGGGAACCAUAUUUUACCAGGAAUACAACACAUUUUAUGGUGGAAACAAUUGGCUAAUUGCGAAGGUGGAGACGUUGAUUAGGGAAUUCACAGGUGACUGGAGCUACAAAGCCAAGUGGACACUUAAAGUCACCUGGGUCAAUGCUCCCGCAUACCCUGCCCAGGGGAGCUUUGGGACCAAUACGUACCAAGCCAUCCUCUCCACAGAUGGGAGCACAUCCUACGCCCUGUUUCUCUACCAGAGCGAUGGCAUGAAGUGGGAUGUGACCCAGGGUCUGCACAACCAAGUCCUCAUGGGCUUCUCCAGUGGCGAUGGGCAUUUUGAAAACAGCCCGCUGACAUUCCGGCCAGCACUGGAGAAGUACCGUCCAGAUCGAUUCCUGAAUUCCAAAUUAGGCCUCCGGGGGUUGCAGAUCUACAGGCUACACAGGGAGGUGAGGCCCAACUACCGGCUCAAGUGUCUGUUGUGGUUGGAGAGCCAGCCUCAGCAGCCCAGCUGGGGCUGGAACCAGAUUCCCUGCCCUUGCUCCUGGCAACAGGGACGAUGGGACUUUCGGUUCUGGCCCAGGAACACAGGUUGGCGGGACAGCCCACAGCUAUGCAGCUUCUCCUCCUGGCGAGGGGGCGUGUGCUGCAGCUAUGGCCGCUGGGGAGAGUUUCGAGAAGGCUGGAGAAUGCACAGUCCUUGGCAGUUUGACCAGGAGCAGGAGGCACAGAACUGGUGUUGCCACUGGAACAGCAAGCCCUCCUUCUGCACCCAGUACCAAAGCAGGCGGCCCCGCAUUAGCUGUGCAGGGUACAGGCCCCCGCGGCCCGCUUGGACAUUUGGCGAUCCCCACAUCACCACUUUGGACAACACCAAAUACACCUUCAAUGGGCUGGGGGACUUCCUGCUGGUCCAGGCCCAGGAUGCAAACUCCUCCUUCCUACUGGAAGGCCGCACUGCCCAGACUGGCUCUGCCAAGGCUACUAACUUCAUUGCCUUUGCUGCUCAAUACAACACCAGCAGCCUGGGUUCUUCCAUCACAGUUCAAUGGUUCCUCGAGCCCAACGACACAGUCCGAGUUGUACACAAUAACCAAACCGUGGCCUUUAACACCAGCCACACAGAAGGCGUGUCCAUAUUCAACGACACUGGUGUUCUGCUGACCCAAAAUGGCUCCCAAGUCUCAGCUAACUUCGAUGGGAUGGUGACCAUCACCGUGAUUGCUCUCUCCAACAUCCUUCAUGCCUCCUCCAGCCUCUCAGAAGAGUACCGCAACCACACAAAGGGCCUGUUGGGAGUCUGGAAUGAUAAUCCAGAAGAUGACUUCAGGAUGCCUAAUGGCUCCACCAUCCCUUCAAACAGCUCCGAGGAGAUGCUUUUUCACUAUGGAAUGACAUGGGAAAUCAAUGGGACAGGCCUCCUUGGGAUAAGGACAGACUCCUUGCCUUCCAACUUCACCCCCGUCUUCUUGUCCCAACUGCUGGACAAGAACACCUCAGAUAUAGGCUUGGUUUCUGGGUGCAAUGAUGACCUACGGUGCAAGUUUGACGCCCUCGCCACAGGAAACAAAAAUAUUGGACAAAACACCAAUGCGAUCCUUGAGACAUUCCAGGACAUGAAUGGCACCCUCAAUCAGUUCCCACCCUCUAUCCACUGCUGCAGUGAGAUUCAAGCCUACAAGAGGGAGACAGAGACCGUUGUGAUCACCAGUGACUCUAAGGAUGUCAAAUUCAACCUCACCAACCUGUGUAGUGGCUUUGAACUCUUUGAAAACGGGAGUUUGCAGUGGACACCAGCAUCUCCAGAACCGUGUACCCUGGAGAUUCUAGCAAGAGACACCAGGACUGGUUUGUUAUCUGUCCUCCAGCCCAAGACUGUGGUUUGCUUCUGUAAUAAGAAGAGCCAGUGUUUGUACAAUGAGACGAGCAGGGAGGGCAAUUCUACCCUUGAGGUGACCAGCUGCAAGUGUGACAGGCACACCUUUGGACGCUUCUGCGAACGCACUAAGGACCUCUGCGAAGAGCCAUGCUUCCCAAAUGUGCACUGUAUUCCUGGGAAAGGCUGUGAGGCCUGCCCCCAAGGCUUGACUGGAGAUGGGCGUCAUUGUGCAGCUCUAGAGGACCCUUUAUUCUGCCAAAACCACUCGUGUCCUGUGAAUUAUUGCUAUAACCAUGGCCACUGCUACAUCUCGGGGGCUCCAGAUUGCCAGCCCACUUGCACCUGCCCCCCAGCCUUCACUGAUAACCGCUGCCUCCUGGCUGGGAACAAUUUCACUCCCGCCAUCUCUAAAGAGCUGCCCUUGAGGACCAUCGUGCUGUCACUCAGGGAAGAUGAGAACGCCUCCAAAGCUGAUGUCAAUGCCUCGGUGGCACACAGACUAGGGAACCUGUACAUGCGGGCUUUUAUCCGGAACAGCGUAGUGGAACUGACGCGAACCUCUCCCGGAGCAAAGGCCAUUCAUCACUGGAAGGUCAUCUCCCACUUCCAGUACCGUCCGAGGGGCCCAGUCAUCCACUACCUGAACAACCAGCUGAUAGGGGCUGUGUUGGAGGCCUUCCUCCUCCAGGCUAGGCAAGAGAGGAGUGGAGAAGCCAGGAAGGACGUCCACUUCUUCCCCAUCUCAGAGGCAGAUGUCCGCAAUGAAAUGGCUCUGAACCUAACUAUGCUGGACUACUACUUCACAUGUGAUGGCUACAAGGGUUACCGCCUGGUCUACAGCCCCCAGGACGGCGUCACCUGCGUGUCCCCAUGUAGUGAGGGCUACUGUCACAAUGGAGGUCAAUGUGAGCACCUGCCAGAUGGACCCCGUUGCAGCUGCGCGUCCUUCACCAUCUACACAUCCUGGGGCGAACGCUGUGAACACCUAAGUGUGAAACUUGGGGCAUUCUUCGGGAUCCUCUUCGGGACCCUGGGUGCCCUCUUGCUGCUGGGGAUCUUGGCGUUUGUAGUCUUUCACUUCUGGGGCUGCUGCGUGAGCAAGUUCUCCUACCCUUUGGACUCAGAACUGUGAGGCCUUGCUCCAGAUGGGCAGCUGUGCCCAGGAUACCUCAGGACCCACCCAUCACUCCAUCACUCCACCUUUGCCCCAGGGAGACGGCAAAGUGGCAGGUGAAUGCAGGUGAUUUGUGCCUCUUCAAGAAUGAAGAAAAGGAGUGAAACCAGACUCUGCCUUGUUAGUACAGCAGGUGCAGGAAAAGGCCGUGACGACCAAAUAUAUAGAUGGAUGGGUUCCUACACAGACACAUCUGCAGAGAGGACACUGCCUAUGUAUGAGUGC
This is a messenger RNA of Acomys russatus (golden spiny mouse), 10597 nucleotides long. RefSeq names its product mucin 4, cell surface associated (gene Muc4). NCBI's taxonomy places the organism in Eukaryota, Metazoa, Chordata, Mammalia, Rodentia, Muridae. Gene Ontology annotation, biological process: cell-matrix adhesion. The record is from RefSeq and is a predicted model, not a curated record. Bases 47 to 10330 code for a protein of 3427 amino acids. The transcript has 26 exons.